AUUAGGGGGUGAAAGGGCAUUUCAAUUCACCCCCUUGCAAACCCUCCAUUGACUCUCUAGUGGUAGUGAUCUAAAAAAUCUCUCUCCCAAAAUCUCCACUGCUUCCCCGCCGGUACUCCGCCGUCCUCCGUUCUUCUCCGGUGACCAGUCGAUGAUACUGAUGUUCAGUUAACAACUUCUGUUUCUUUACCCAACUGCAAGAUCAAGGUAUGCAUGUCGAAGUUGUGCGAAUGUAGUGUAAUAAGGAAUCAAUUUCUUCCUUCUUUCGUUACAAGGAUCAGCUGUUAAAAUGUGAUCAUGAUACACCUGUAAAAAGUUCAGUAAGGGUGACUAAGUAAGAAAUUAGUUAUAUCUCAUUUCUUUUUGAACAGUCAUUUUAGGCUGUGAACAUUUAGUAUUGUUUAAUGGAUAGAAAUGUUGGAAAAGGCAUGAUGGGACAGCAGAACUAUGAACAAGGCCGCUAUAACUCCGUGGAGACUAGAAAUGAGGUCAUUGGUUCUACAAAUCAGAGAUUCUUCCAGGAUCCAUCCAGUUCUAUUAAUACUAACAUAAGACCACCUGAUUUCACUGUACCUGUUGGAGCUAGGCCUGUAAAUUAUUCUAUUCAGACUGGUGAGGAGUUUUCUUUGGAAUUCAUGCGGGAAAGGGUUAACCCUAAGCAGCAUCUCGUUCCGCAUGCUUCUGGUGGGACGACUACUGGUGCAACUACUUAUAUGGAGCUGAAGGACAUACUUGGAAUAUCUCAUACAGGUUCUGAAAGCGGAUCAGAUAUCUCCAUGAUUGCCUCAAUGGAAAAAGGUCGAGAUCAAAAUCAUGAGAGAUCUAGGACUUCUGUAAAUGAUGAGAAAUCCUACCACCAAGUUGCACAAUCUGUGGCCAGAACCUCAUCAAGAAAUAACAACAUCCGUGGGUAUCAAAGUCAUGCGUCUUCUAGAUCUAGCACAUCAGGAAAGUUGAGGUUUCUCUGCAGUUUUGGCGGUAGAAUUAUGCCUCGCCCAAGUGAUAGAAAACUUAGAUAUGUUGGAGGUGAUACACAUCUUAUUCGAGUCAGUAAGGAUAUUUCUUAUGACGAACUUAUGCAGAAGAUGUUGACAACAUAUAGUCAUGUGCAUACAGUAAAAUAUCAGCUUCCUGGUGAGGAUCUUGAUGCAUUGGUGUCAGUUUCUUGUGAUGAGGAUGUGCAGAAUAUGAUAGAGGAAUGUCAUGUUCAAGAAGGUGAUGGAUCACACAAACUGCGAAUUUUUCUCUUCUCUAACAGUGACUUGGAUGAUGCUCAAGCUGGUGUUGAGAAUGUUGAAGGAGAUCCAGAGAUGCAGUAUGUUGUUGCUGUCAAUGGCAUGGACUUCGGGUCUAGAAGAAACUCAAUUGCUCUGGCAAGUGCUUCGGGAAAUAAUCUUGAUGAGUUUCUUAGUUUAACAAUUGGUCGGGAGAAUGGUCGAGUUGCUGCUGAUGCUUCUCAUCCAGUGGCUGGUGUGCCUCUAACUGGUCAAUCUGCUCAUGUGAUGGUGUCAAGUUCAUUACAUGCCUUUGACUCCAACCAACAAGGGUACCAUGGUCAAACUAUUCAUCAUGGUGGUGCUGAAUGGAGACCUUUACCCCCUUCCAUGCCUGUUGACAACUUCCAAAAUUUAGAUGCUAAAAGCACUGGUUUACCGCAGUAUGGGCAUGAUCCUCAUCCACCUAGCUCCUCACAACUCACAGAUAACUUUGUUGUUAGUUCUAGCCACAGUUACCUGAAUGGGGAAGGAGGUUCAACUCAUGAACAGCCAUAUAGAAGUUCACAUAUGAAUGGCCAAGAAGCACCAGCUGAGGUGGUAAAAAUGAAAAGAGAUGCCUCUUUCCCGAAGAAAGUUGAACUUGCUAAAGAUCAAUCUCUGGAAAAAGAAGUGCUUAAGGAGGCAAAGAUGAAAAGAGAAAACUCUGCACAGAAAUUGACUGAGCCUGAGAAAAUGCGGUCCGUGGAAACUGAAAAAGUUGUUUCCUCGAAUUCACUUGUCAGUUCUUCUCCAAGUCAUGUUUCCCGAGUUGAAGCAUCAAAUUCUGCUGCUAUGGCAGUUCCUGGAAAUUCUGUCAUGCCAUCUAAAAUUAAUGAGAAGAGUCAGGAACAAGUGCAAGGCCCAGUGUCUCUUGGAGCCGUUCAAGAAGAAAAACCCGAUGGAUAUAGUGAAGAUAGCCACUUUUCUGCAUCUGGUAGAACUUUGAACGCAGGCUAUGGUGACUCUGAAGCAUACCCAUAUGACCUUAGUUACGAGCCACCUUCAAUGCCUCCACGAGUUUUUUGUUCUGAACGUUUGCCCAGGGAACAGGCUGGCCUAAAUCGCUUGUCCAAAUCUGAUGAUUCCUCUGCUGCACAGUUCAUAAUGACCCAUGCACACUCUGAAGGCAGCCAGCAGAUCCUGGAAUCAGUUGAUAAAUUACAUGAUGGAAAUGUGAUUCCUCAUAUUGGGAGAUUUAUACAGUCCGAUAAGAAUCUGUCUGCUAAUCAACUUGUUUCCGAAGAGAAAAAGGUUGAACAUCAGCAGUCUGUAGAGUUAGGUGACAAUGCCAAUGGAGUUAAUUCAAAAGUCGGUCAAGAUGUUUCUGAAGCAAAUUUUGUGAAGCCCGAACUGAAAGCAGCAACUUAUGCCGAUAAAGUGAAAUCUGGACCUAGUAAUCCUAUCGCUAGCAAUAAUGUUCAUGACAUUUCUGCUUCCAAGCCAACAGAGCUUCAUUGGGGUGAUGCAACUGCAAUUAGACCAGAGGAAAAUAAAGCUACGGGGCAAACACAGCCUCUUGCUGAGAGAGAGCCUCAUCUUGCAGCAGUGACCACAGGGAAGCCAUCUGCUACCAGUGACUCUCCUGAGCAUGGUGACAUUCUUAUUGACAUUAAUGACCACUAUCCCCGAGAAUUCCUCUCUGAUAUUUUUUCCAAAGCUAAAAUAAUGGGUGAUUCAUCAGUGCCAGCUCCACUGCGUGCUGAUGGAACUGGUUUGAGUUUAAAUAUGGAGAACCAUGAACCAAAGCGAUGGUCUUUUUUUCAAAAGUUUGUCCGGGAUGAUUUCGUAAGAAAAGACGUGUCUCUGAUAGACCAAGAUCAUCUUAGUCUCUCUUCUUCUCGUGCAAAUGUUGAUGAUGGAGCAUCCAUGGAUUAUGGUUAUCCUCCUUUUAAGGGUGAUGGAGCUAUGAUAGACCAUAUGGACUCCCGAAUGAAUAUUGAAGGUGAUAUUCAACAUCCAUCACGCGAUGAUGUUGGACCAUCCACCAUGAAUGUGUCUUCAGAGUACAAUCCUACUCAAACCACUGGCAUCCAAAGCAUGCAGUAUGACGGUGCAAUGCAUUCAAAAAUACCCGAAUCCGAUUAUCAGGAUGAGAACCAAGAAGUUCAGGAUACUGGUUUUCCACUCAUCGAUCUCUCUAUGGGACGUUUUGAUCCAAAUUCAUUGCAGAUUAUCAAGAAUGAAGAUCUCGAGGAGUUGAGGGAAUUGGGUUCUGGAACAUUUGGAACUGUUUACCAUGGAAAAUGGAGAGGAACUGAUGUUGCCAUAAAGAGAAUAAAGAAAAGCUGUUUCACAGGUCGCUCAUCAGAGCAGGAGAGAUUGACUCUAGAGUUUUGGCGUGAAGCUGAAAUUCUUUCAAAGCUUCAUCAUCCAAAUGUGGUGGCAUUUUAUGGUGUAGUGCAAGAUGGGCCAGGGGGAACUCUUGCCACAUUAACAGAAUUCAUGGUGAAUGGGUCUCUCAGACAUGUUUUACUUUGCAAGGACAGACACCUAGAUCGCCGCAAGAAGCUCAUAAUUGCAAUGGAUGCUGCAUUUGGAAUGGAAUAUCUGCAUUCAAAGAAUAUUGUGCAUUUUGAUUUGAAAUGUGACAAUUUGCUUGUCAACUUAAAAGAUCCUUCCCGACCCAUCUGUAAGGUUGGUGACUUUGGACUUUCAAAAAUAAAGAGAAAUACAUUGGUCACUGGUGGUGUUAGGGGAACCCUCCCAUGGAUGGCUCCAGAGCUAUUGAAUGGUAGCAGUAAUAAGGUUUCUGAGAAGGUUGAUGUUUUUUCCUUUGGGAUUGUGCUCUGGGAAAUUCUGACUGGCGAGGAACCCUAUGCUAAUAUGCAUUAUGGAGCAAUUAUAGGUGGUAUAGUCAACAACACCUUGAGACCACCUGUUCCAAGCUUCUGCGAUCCUGAGUGGAGAAUUCUUAUGGAACAGUGCUGGGCUCCAGACCCUUCUGUUCGGCCAUGCUUCACUGAAAUUGCCAGACGCUUACGUGCUAUGUCUGCGGCAUGCCCAACAAGACCACAAGGUCAUUCACCUCAAAACCAACAGUCCAAGUAAUGAUGUGGGCAAUUUUUCUGCAUUCCUGCCUCGAUAUUCUACAAGAAGGAUAAUGAAUAUAUCUGUAUCAUAUUUAGUGGGGGAGAAUUGCCUCCUUCAGGGUGUGAAAUAACAUUGUCGUAAAACUAAUGAUCGACAGAGUAUAUAUAUAUAUAUAUAUAUUAUUUCCGAGGAACAUGAAAAGAUCUUGAUAUAUUGCAACUUGUAAAGCAUCAUCAUUUGUAUUUAAAAAUGGAACUUUGGCCUUCGAAAGAGAUUGGUGUUGAUUCUUGA
Molecule: messenger RNA, 4577 nt
Organism: Solanum dulcamara
Lineage: Eukaryota; Viridiplantae; Streptophyta; Magnoliopsida; Solanales; Solanaceae
Exons: 9
Coding region: 405-4304 (1299 amino acids)
Biological process (GO): protein phosphorylation; signal transduction
Cellular component (GO): cytoplasm
Molecular function (GO): protein binding; protein kinase activity; ATP binding
Source: RefSeq, a predicted model, not a curated record